AUUUACAUCCUAGAGACCGAAAUCUACAGCUCAUUUUAUGGAGAGAGGAUGAGUCAUUGCCUAUAAAAACGUUGCAAUUAAACACACUCACCUACGGUACCGCAUGUGCCAGUUACCUAAGCACUAGGUGUCUAUGGCAGAUAGGAGAAGAGUGCGAUGACAAUCUUAUUAAAGAUAUAAUACAGAGAGACUUUUAUGUCGACGAUUUAAUAUCCGGCACUAAUAAUAUUGAUGAAUUGCAAUAUAUUAAAGAUUCUGUAUCUCGAGAAUUAAACAAGGCUGGUUUAAAUUUGCGUAAGUACAAAACUAAUUUAAUUUCUAUGUUUGAUUCUUCUAAAAUUAAUAUACAAGACAGUUUAACUAUAAGUGAAGCAGCUAGUACGCUUGGCUUGGGUUGGAAUCCUAACAGUGAUACAUUACAUUUUCCAAUUAAUAAACCUUUAAUUAGAUCCAUAAUUACAAAAAGAAGCAUAAUGUCGGAUGCUUUCAAAAUUUUUGAUCCGCUUGGACUACUAAGUCCUUAUAUAAUGUUACCUAAAUUAAUGUUACAGAAAUUAUGGCAAAUUAAGUUACAUUGGGAUGAACCAGCCCCAAAAAAUAUUCAUGAUGCGUGGGAAGAGUUCUCAGCGGACCUCUCAUUAUUAUCAAGUUUUCAAAUUCCUAGAUGUAUAUUAAGCGACUCACAUAAUAUUAUAGAUAUUCAUUGUUUUUGUGAUGCUUCAUUGGCAGGAUACGGUGCUUGUUUAUACAUAAGAACGGUAUCGUUACAUAGUGAGGAUGUCCAAAUAAAUCUUUUAUGUUCUAAAUCCAAGGUGGCGCCACUAAAGCCCACUUCAGUACCUCGUUUAGAGCUUUGCGCUGCUUUGCUAGCCAGUCGACUUACUGAGAGUGUAACAAGGUCAAUAAGAUUCACUGUAAAUUCUAUAACUCAUUGGUCUGAUUCUACUGUCGUGUUAGGAUGGUUAAAGAGUGAUGCAUCAAAAUUAAAAGCCUUUGUAGCUAAUAGAGUAGUCGAAAUUCAAGAUAAAACUAAGAAUUCCCUCUGGCGUUGUACCUACAAAUCAAAAUCCCGCGGAUUUGAUUUCGCGCGGCUCUAGAUUUAGGGAAUUACAGGAUUCAACACUGUGGUGGCAUGGGCCUUCAUUUUUACUAAAGGAUAAGAGCGAGUGGCCCACUUUAAAUCCACAUAAUAAGGUCGUAGAAUUGCCUGAAUUAAAAUGUAGUACGACUGCAAUCGUACUUGAGUCUAUUAUUCAUUUUGAACGUUUUUCUAAUUUUAAUAGAUUACAACGAGCUUUCGCUUACGUAAAACGUUUUAUAUUCAAUAUAAAUGUUCGAAAUAUCUCUCAGAGGCGUCUUGGAUCACUAACAGCAGACGAAAUAUCAGUAUCCUUUAAAUCGCUAUGUUUAAUUGCUCAAAUGCAAAGCUUUCCUCUAGAAUACAAAUUAUUGCAAGGCAAAAAAUCACUAAGUUCUAAAUCAAAAUUAUUAAAUUUAUCCCCUUUUAUUGAUAAUGACGGUUUGAUACGUGUUGGAGGACGUCUAAAAUCCUCUAACUACACAUAUGAUAAAAUUCAUCCGAUUUUAUUAGAUUCUUCUCACCAAAUUUCUAAAUUAUUGUUUAAGUAUGAACAUAUACGUAAUAUGCACGCCGGUCCUCAGCUAUUACUAGCAACAAUAAGACAAACAAUUUGGCCUAUAAAAGGUAGACAUCUUGCCCGCACCACCGUAAAUAAUUGUGUUCGAUGCAAACGGGUUCAAGGUCAUACUUUAUUUCCGAAAAUGGGAGAGCUACCUACUCAGCGCAUUACGCCUGAUUUCCCGUUCAAUUCCGUAGGUAUUGACAUGGCCGGCCCAUUUUAUAUAGUUAAUCGAAAGGGACGCGGCGCAAAAUUGUUAAAAUGUUACCUAUGUUUGUUUGUUUGUCUUCGUUACAAAUGUCUGCAUUUGGAGGCUGUAAGUGAUCUUACUAAAGAAGCAUUUAUUAUGACAUUGGAGAGAUUUGUGUCGCGACGCGGAAGGCCGGCUGAAAUAUUUUCGGAUAAUGGGCGCAAUUUUGUAGGAGCGUCAAAGCAAUUAAAUACGUAUAUAGAAAAUUUUAGCAACGCAUUAUCUGAUUUUACAGCUCAAGCCAAUAUUAAAUUCAUUUUUACGCCGUCGUACGCUCCUCAUUUCGGUGGUAUUUGGGAGGCUGGUGUUAAGUCAGCCAAGCACCAUAUCAGGCGUGUCAUGGGCAACUCCCAUUUAACCUUCGAAGAAAUUACUACAUUAUUCGCACAGGUGGAGGCUAUAUUGAAUAGUCGUCCGUUGUGCCCAUUAUCUUCAUCUCCCGAUGAUUUCCUUUUCCUUUCCCCAGGGCACUUCCUUAUCGGGAGACCACUAAAUGCGCUACCAUCUGCAAGCUGUGACUCUAAGGAGCCUCAAGUCAAGCGCUACGAACGACUCGAGCAGAUCCGGCAACAUUUUUGGAGCAGAUGGCAGAACGAGUACAUAUGCGAGCUGCAGACUCGAACAAAAUGGAAAUCCAACAUGGCUGCACUUAAGGUCGGAGACUUAGUAUUAUUGAAGGAGGAUUCCAUUUCCCCAUUAUGUUGGCGUACUGGACGAAUACUAAGGUUAUUCCCUGGGCCCGAUGGGAUAUCUCGCGUCGCUGAUGUCAACACUAUUGCCGGAUGUUAUCGUCGGCCUCUUGUUCGUCUCUGCCCUUUGCUAAAUGAAGAAGAAUCUACAAGUUGAAGAACUGCGUCUUCAACGGGGGGGAGUAUGUUCACGCCCGAUAGUUAGUUUGCUAUUUUUAUCUAUCAGGCGUUUGAUUAUUUAAGAUAUUUUUACGUCAUGUAUAAUUAUUGUAGAAUUGACGGUAGAAAAUUAUUUUUUUUUUUGCCAUACUUCUAACUGCGACUUUCGCUU
Molecule: messenger RNA, 2910 nt
Organism: Aricia agestis (brown argus)
Lineage: Eukaryota; Metazoa; Arthropoda; Insecta; Lepidoptera; Lycaenidae
Exons: 1
Coding region: 1420-2736 (438 amino acids)
Biological process (GO): DNA integration
Molecular function (GO): nucleic acid binding
Source: RefSeq, a predicted model, not a curated record